This is a messenger RNA of Linum tenue, 567 nucleotides long. NCBI's taxonomy places the organism in Eukaryota, Viridiplantae, Streptophyta, Magnoliopsida, Malpighiales, Linaceae. The record is from the annotation of a GenBank genome assembly.
CAUUUCCAUAACUAAUGGCCGCUGCUGCGAAGUUGGUUUUGCUGCUGACAUUAGUCACAUGGGCCAUGAUAGCUGCACCUUAUAUGACGGCGACCGUGGCCGAGAGCGCCAUAACUUGCGGCCAGGUGGUUGGCAGCCUAAUUCCAUGUAUCGAUUACUUGCAAAAUGGUGGUGACGUUCCUUCGGCUUGCUGCAAUGGAGUGAGGUCGCUCAAUGACGCUGCGGAGACCACUGACGACCGCCAGAAGGCUUGCAGUUGCUUGAAAUCGACGGCUAAUACCUACCCCAAAGCGAAGGAAUCCUUUGCUGCAGCCCUUCCCGAUGCCUGUGGAGUCGACAUUCACAUUCCUUACAAGAUCAGCAGGGACAUCGACUGCAAAUCGUAUCGAGUGAAGAAACAUGCAAAGGAGGGAACGGGAGCUACGGAAGUGAUCAGGAGGCGAUGUCAUGUGUGAGAGGGAUAUGAUAAUGAUGAUGAUAAUAAUGAUGAUAUUAAUAAUAAUAAUAAUAUCAAAAGAAUAAUAUGUGUUGGUCAUUUAAUGGAUAUGAUAAUGAUGAUGAUAAUAA